This is a messenger RNA of Haliotis rubra (blacklip abalone), 3657 nucleotides long. Its product is annotated as Golgi-associated plant pathogenesis-related protein 1-like. The coding region runs from base 587 to 1051 and encodes 154 amino acids. The transcript is spliced from 4 exons. The record is from RefSeq and is a predicted model, not a curated record. NCBI's taxonomy places the organism in Eukaryota, Metazoa, Mollusca, Gastropoda, Lepetellida, Haliotidae.
GAGAAGACCUGGUCCCUUUACUGCUCAACCAGAUAAAACACACAAGCCAGCUGUGACCUCCUAAAACAUAAUAAUUGAGAUCGUCACGUUAUAGAUAUGAUAAUUAUGAUGCUUCUCGGACCCCAUGGUAUCUUGUCUGGAGGCUAUAUCUGAUGACAUUUAGACAGGUAGGGAUGCUCCCUCUAAUUCAGAUUACGAUGCGAGGAGUUUGGCAGCAGAACUCAAUUAUUGCGAUAUAGCCAACCUUGAGCAGAAACCGCCUGAGUGAGAUCGGCUCUGACUACGUGUAUGCUACUGCUGCUUGGAAAUAUCCCCACGAUCGAUCCGUCGUUAAACGCUUUGGGACUUUUGCAUCCAUUUAGUGGAAGCAGACGACAGUGCUGGAAGACGAAAAUUUCAGUGGAGAGGUGUCAAGUCUGGGUAACAGCGUACAAUAUCACGAUUUGUCGACCUAACAGACAUGGAUUAAUAAUUUGCGGAUUACACGAGAUGAACACGGGUUGGAAUUAGGCUGUGCUUGUGUGUUAGAGUUGUCGUCUGCUGACGGAACUAUCGUCUGCCGUGUUCGGGUUUUGGCGGGAGACACAUGGCUGAACGAGAUUUCAGUCUCUUCAAACAGGAAAUGAUAAAGGGACAUAACUCGUUCCGGAUGUGCCACGGAAGUCCAGAAUUAUCUCCCUCGGAAGACCUUUGUAAAGAAUCACAGGUGUGGGCCAACAGUCUGUCGGAGAGGGGUUAUCUUCAAUACAGUGAAACAUCAGGCGUGGGAGAGAACAUCAUCUUCCUGGACCUGAACGGCAAGGAUCCCGUGGGGGAGGAGGUCUCCAAACAGUGGUACAGAGAGUGUGCUAAAUAUGACUAUUCAACUCCAAGAUGGCGGAAAGGUGCGAUGAACUUCACCCAAAUGAUUUGGAGAUCUACUUCAGAAAUUGGCGUAGGAAUAUCCAAGGUGAAAGGUCAAGAUCGAUAUGUCGUGGUGACCCAGUACAGACCAGCGGGGAAUAACAAUAUGCCAGGAGAAUUUCGUAAAAAUGUUCUUCCGCCACAAUGACGUCUCUUCCGCUGGAGAAAUAGCGGCAUUUAAUGGGGGACGUAAGGCUGGUCUUUCAAGUGACAGAAUCGCCGAUGUGGACGUUUCACGGAGGCGUCCGUCUCAGACAUGAUCAAGACUUUUGUGGAAUUCGAGUCAACCCUUCUCAUCACGCUGUUCUGAUCCAAACGCGCUCCACUUCUGCCUUGUAGCUAGCCAACAGAUUUACAGAGUGUUGUGAACAUCAUGGCGGCACAGAAGCCUGCUUUACCGGUGGUGCACGUGGUUGGACACACCAAAUAUGGGCAUCAUGGGAGUGCGUUACCAUAGCAACGGAUACCUAAACCGUGAAACGGGAAAUUGGAACAGCAAUUUUCUCUGAACAGAUUUGUUAUACUUUACUGAAUGCCUGUUCCUCUCAGUCAAUGAGGAAAGAGGAUAUUGAGUGGGUCAGUGGAAGUAUUUUGAUGGCACUAUCCUUAAAGGUCAAGGACGUCCAAGUGCCCAGUUGAAUGCAAAAUAGAAAUACUUAUUUCUUUGUUAUUGUGAAUACUUUAUUUUCAUUCUUUAUUUCGCAUAGUGCACUGCUUCGUCAUAUGUAUUUGUGCAUGUGGUCAUUUUAAUUUUACUUGGCUAUGGUUGAUAAAAAUUGAAAAGCACAAAGCGAAUAUUUUACUGUAGAUCCAUUUAUUACAUGUUGAUCGGGAAGAAACAGUGGACACUUUACUGCUGGGAUGGUUAUGUAUAUGAACUCUAUGUCCCCUAUACCUGAUUUCGAUUUUCGGUUUGGAAGGUAAGCGGUGACCUUGACACUGACCUUGACCUCUUCAUUUGACCAGGUGAGAUGGUAACGGUCAUUGCCGCCAGGGGGCGAGAUGUAAACAAGCUAUACACUGACAAGGUCACCGUGAUACCGAACUCCUGUUCUGAGACGUGAAAACUUGUUACGUUUUGAAAUUCGGGUCGACAAAAACCUUCUUUAGUAUGGAUCUCAUGUAUCAAAAUGGACAUACUGAUUUUACAACAGGAGCUCAAGAGUAUAGGGACAUACGGUCCGUUAUGGAUUGCACGAAGGAUGCAUUGAUAUUGAUGGGUAUGACCCAGACAAUUUCAUAGUGAUAUAAUGUCUGCUGCAAGAAUAAAAGCAAGGGCACACGUAUGAAAUGUUAUUCGCCUCGACUGAAAGGUCAGCUAGGAAUGUUAUAACUUUAUUGCAGUUAUAAUUACCUCCCGUGCAAAGAGAGAAUUGCAUAAUAUGCAUGUGCAGCCCGUGAUUGAGGAUCAUUUGGCUUAAUAACAGAGAACCCUAUUUCUCAAUUUUGUUUACUAGUACAAAAUUUCGGAAUGAAUUAAACUGGAAUGAGUUAAUGGUCAUCCAUUUCGAUUUUGUGGAUAUGUUUCAUGAAAUUUCGGCAAAAGUGUAAUUGAUACUUAUCUUGCUUAUUGAAUAAUUAUCCUGACUGUAUAUUUUCUUGCUGAGGAAAUUAAUGGUAAAAAAUAUCGAUUCCUUACCAUUUUCGCCAUCAGGUGUGCUUGUACUUCUUUAAGUACCCAAGCAACGCACGUGCUGCAAAUGCGCGUCAGUGACACAGAACUGACACGACAUCUGGGAUUGAAACUAACUCGCACGUGCUGCACGUGCAGCCACAUAAUGCGAGGCGAGACAACAGUCUAUUUCACUUGUUCAUGACAUGCGAGGGUAUUCUUUCAGAUAUGAAACAUUUUUUAAAACUUCAUUUUUCACUUUAUAUGCAAUGCCUAUGCUUUUUCAUAAACCUUUGAAUAUCUAAGUAUACAUAGUGUGGCGUAUAUUUCACUGAGGGAUAUUUAUUAAAAAUAUAUCUGGAUAGUUUCUCUCUAUUACCAAAUUGUUGCGACCAGAAUAUGUGACUAUAUUAUAUUUUAUAUAUAUGUCCAUUGUUUAGAAGUGCGGAUAUCUUCAUAAAUGAAGACCAACCGUCCGUUUUAAUGAGGUUCCACUUUACUGGUUAUAUUGCGCACAAGUUUAAGAAAAGCCGAAUUCACAGAAAGUAUGUUUCGUAUUAAAGGUUUUAUAUAUAUAAAGAAUGAAAAACAUUUUUCCAAUUAUUACAAAUCAUAUGUAAUUGCAUUUUCGAUUAGGCAGGGUAUUACUUCUCCGUUUUAUCACAAUAAAAGUUGUGGCCCCAUUCGCUACCAUAGUUUCGUUUGGACGCUAGGUUUUAUAAUAGGAGAUAUUUAGAUGGCGUCGACACUUCUGGAACGAAACUUUGGUGACGAAUGGGUAAACUUCCCUAGAUCACUGAGGAUGAUCUGCGAGUGGUGGAAAUAAAUACGGUGUUUCUUUUUACUUUAAAUUUUAUAUUUAGAACACUUAAAACGAUUCCAACAACAUUAUGGUUCAGCAUUGUUUUCAAAUAACUCCAUGGUAUAGUUCUUCAUCAUAUCACGUUGCAUAAAUAAUCUAAUGACAAGAACCAUGUACAAUUAUUAAGUUUGAAACACAUUUAUAUGUUCCAUAAUGAGUCACGUCUACGCAUAACAUACGGACGGGCAAAGAGUGUUAAUAGAGUUACCUCCCUUCCUUGAGUUUCUCUAGUUUUGUCUGUGAUCAUGUGGUCAUUAUUCAUUAAACAUUCCUUAUUUAA